CCACUCUCUCUGGCACAUGAUCACAAUAAAUACGAUGUUGCGUCUAUUACUAUUUUUAUUUUCAUGAUUUAUAGACUUUAUUAUUAAAAAUUCUAGAUCAAAAUAAACAACAAAAACGAUAUUACAUUGUCGGAAAUAUCUUGGAUCGAUGGCAAUUGUUUUGCAGAUUCUCAAUCGUCGUUGUUGUUAAUCCAAAAUCUCUUGUAUCGAUGGUGGAGUGUGCUAUGUGGUAAUAUACCAGAAUAACAUCUACAUAUUUCACAAACUAGAUGUUGGGACUAGAAAGAACUAUUUUAUAGAGAGCAUUUGUUUGUGAUGCAAGUUCCUCAUCCACAAGGAGGAGGGGCAAUAACCCCUCUAAAUGUACCCCCGACAGGCCAUUAAGGGCCAGCCAACAAGACUCAUAAAAUGGCUUAAGAACCACUUCAUAACCCAUAAGGGGUGCCUAUUAUGGGUGACCAUUUCUUACAUCUCGCACUCACAUAUAGUGUGCAAGACCCCAGGUCUAUAUGCCUCAAUCUUGUCUAUGGGUUUUGAAUAAGAGCUUUUAGAAACUGUUUUUCUUAUACACAAUCUCAGAAGACGUGAAAUCUUAGCUACUUUUCACAAACUUAUGUCUAUCACCCUGUAGUAUGAAAAACCUCUAAUUAUGUGAUACUUAAUAAUCUAAGACAACCAGAUCAUCAUAUCUCUUAUGAGAACACUUUUCUAACAUUGUCAAUAGCGUUUAGAGAAUUCCAUUUUAUUCAGUAGGUCAUUAAUAAAAACGACUAGGUACAUUGAGGAUCUUUGAAUAGAUGGUUCGUUUAGGCCACAUGAAAACAGUGCUAGCAGCAUUCAUUCUUUUUCUGUAUCAAAAUAGUAUAAGCAACAAUCAUAUGCUCAAUAUACUUAGUGCCUAAACAUUUAUUAAAAAAAAAUAAACAUCUAAUUCUCCUGCGAGAGUCAACUGUUUGACUCAUUCAAGAAAAUUUCAAUAAAUGUAUAAUCAAUAGUUAUCUAAAUGCAACUCAAUUAGUGCCAAGAGAUGAAUCUAUACCUCUAUCAGCCUCACUUUUCCUUUGUCAAUCAGAUCAAGGACCUCAGUUGAACCGAAAUGAAUAUAAAAUUCUAUGUUGGGGUUCCUAGUAUGUGAAUUUAGUACCUUUAGCAUAGCCAUAUUACAAAUGUUCUCUUCUAGCCUCUAAAAGACAAGAGAAUACUAAUAUAUAGCUAUUACACUUUUUACGAAGAUCUUUAUAUUCUAUGAAUUUUGGAAGUCACUAUCACUAAUGGCACACCAUCACUUAAAUAUAUCCUCACACUAGUUGUUGAAUUACUCCCACUAUUUUCAGCUAUCUUUUUUAAAAAAAGGUUUUGAAAAUAUUAAGGUUAAAGUAAUGUGUAAUGAAACGUUCUUUUCAAAAAACAAAUGUUACAAAAAAUCUACAAUUCCCCACCUUCACUGAAAAUACAAGUAGUUUUCUUGACUCAAACAAAAAAUGAUCAAAUUUAGAUCCUCUAGAUUUUUAAUAGAAUUCGUGUUUGUACAAAAUAGUCACUCAAUGUUUCUAAAAGGUGAAUAAACUUGAUAUAAGGACGAUAAGUCAGAAUUAAGGCUGCAACUCCAUAUUACAUCAACCCAAGUUGGAUGUAACAAUUGCUUUGCGCCAUAAUUCAUUUAUAAAUAUAUUCUCAACAAGUCAUUAAACUGCGAGAUAAUUAUUUUUAUCAUAUAACUCAUACGAUUGUGAUUUUGAAAAAAUAUUUUAACUGAAUAAUAUAUUUUCCUUAAAAAAGAUUUGGAAUCGCAUAUAUAUGGUGAAACAAUAUUUUUAUUAUUCAAUAUCCUUAAUGUACAUGUAUAGGAACUUUUACGUAGAAAUUGUUCACAUAUUGUCUUUUCUCUUUGACUCUUCUAAAUAAAGGAGAUGGAUCACAUUAGUGAGAAAACCUUCAAUUUCUCAAACUUCACACCCAUCUUCCUAUGCCUCAACAACACAUUUUAGUAUACCAUCUCUCCAUUCGAGAAAUAAUAUCACUGAGUCAAUGAGUGACCAUAUAGCUCCUAAACCUCUAGCAAUUCUCCCUAACAUCGCUAUUUGCAAUAAGUCUUAAAUCAAAUUGGGUAUAAAAUCAAAUUGGGUAUAGACUUCUCCAAUAUCACGUUAAAAGCAUCAAAAACAUCUCUUUGUGUAAUAAAAUAAUAAUUCAUUUAUAUAAAUAUAUUCACAAUAAACAAAAAUCUAGAAAAUUUAUAACAUAAAAUUUAAUGCCUAACAAAUGCGAGGAAAUAUAUCAUAAUAUCAUGGUAUACAUAUAUAUUCAAUAACCAUAAUCACAUGCAAAUGUGCCACAAUGACACACUGACUUAAAUAAAAUCAAAAAGCUCAUUAACAAUAAGCUCUAGCCCAAUAGUUGAUCUCAUCACCCUUCUGUGUAGGGUCUUGGUUCAAAACACCACAAAAACAUUUACCUAAUUUUAUUAUUUUAACAAUUUCCAGUGUAACGGGGCCUGCCACAGUGGGUUGCACCCCAAAUGCAAAGAAGGCCUUUGCCUACCUUUGCCUACUGGGCUCGCUUAAAGGCAUGUUUCUUUAUAGAAAAAAUUAUUUGACUAUUUGCUUUAUAAAAAACGUGAAAAUGAUAUGGGCUGGAUUUAACACAAAUAUCAUUAAAAAAAUUGCCCAAAAACGAUUCAGCACAAAUAAAAAAUUGCUUUGGGCCCAAAGAUGAUUUUCAAACAAACCCAAGCCCGUUUCAUUUUGUAGCCCCAGCCUAAAUCCAUUUUUUUUAAUUAAAAUAGAUGGAUUUUGCUAAAACAAAAUUUACAGUGGCUAGGCCGAAAAAAUAAAAAAUAAACCCAACCAUUUGAGUCUAGAUCCAUUUUCCAGCCCAGCUGUUUGUUAAAAGACAAAAAUUGUUCUUCUUCAUCCUCCCCAACGGUUACAGCCUACAGUGGUUGUAACGGAAGAGAAAAAGAAAAAAUCAUGUAACGCUGCCACCCAAGAAUUCCGUGCCACCCUUCAAGCUCAAGGGUAGUCAUGAAGCUUGUCGUGCUCCUCUGCGCGCACUCGCAGCACCACCAUGGUGCUGCGCUGCUCUGUGCACAGCAAAGGAUAGUGCUUUUGUUGAGAAAUGCACAACUCUACUUGCAACAUAGCACGUUGAUCUCUAUGGGUUGAGUUUCGCUCAAGUCUACUGUUGCACGAGACUCGAUCGAUGAUCAUGGGUUGAGAUUCGUUUGAGCUCACUGUCGAGCACAACUCAAGCGAACGCACAUGUUGAUUUGGGACAAUUUUGUGCACUUCUCAGAAUUUUGGUCAUAACUUUAGCUAUGGUUAUUGGAAACGUGCAUAUGAACUUAAUUCGGAAAGCUCUUUUCGGAACAUACACCAUAAUCACUAGUUGUGCUCAAUUUGCAUAUUUUCAAGAUCAAAAUCUAUUGUUUUCCCCUCCAAAUCCUUAAUUUUAGAUUUUUUUUUUUUAGUUUUUUCACAUUUUUUAAACAUCUUUAAAUAUUUAUUUUUAAAAAAAAAAUUCUAAUUUAUUAGUACUCACUUCCUAAAUUAUUAAGUUAAAAAAAGAAAAGAAAAAAAAAUUAAAUGCAUGAGCGGUCAAAAUGAUGAGAACAAAAUUAGAGCGUGCCCCCUUAUACUAAACCCACUUUUUUAUUUUCUUUUUCUUUUCCUUUUUCAUAUUUUUUAAACAUCUUAUAUUAUUUUUUAAAAAAUAAAAAUAAUACCAAACUAAUACAAAAUUAAAAUUAAAAAUUUAAAAAUACUUAAAUAGUUAAAAUGAAGGAGAUAAAAUGAGGGACCUAGUGGCAUUUUCCUACUAACUAAACAUAUUUUGCUUCAAUUUAUAUAACAUGGCACGUGGGGAUUGCUGCCAAAAUAUCAACCUUGUUGUGAUGGGUGGGCUAAUUUCGCACCGAGGGAAAAGUUGGGAUCACUGUGGUGUAAUUUACGGAUUCCAUCUAAUCAAGUGCUACAACUAGCUCCCUUCAUAUCAGAAACAAGAACACGGAGGUCCCAAACCCAGUGUGUGCGAGGUGAUAGGUCCCAACUCAGAAAUUACAAAAGUAAAUAACAAGUUCUCUUUGGGUGAGAAAGUACCGCAAGGUUUGAAUAAGAUUUUUCAUACCUUUCAUUGAUAACGACGGCUAUUUUAAAUAUGCAAAACCUGGUACAACAAAUCUGAAAUACAAGCAAACUGGGAACGGAAACACACGUAAAGUAGAUCAUGCGACUUACGUAAAAUAAACAAACUAACACGUAAAAUAAACAAACUAACAGAAAUACAUAAACGAUGUAAAAUGUGCAACUGCAAAUGACCCAGUCCACACCGUUGCACCCCGUUCCUUCUUCACGUGCCAUUAACUCCUUCACGUCCACCUGCAUGCCGCAUGCAACGGCAAUUUACGUUCCCUUUUAUCCCAAGUAUUUGGGAUUCGGCCAAGGAGCUCUGGCUGACCUUCGUGGUCUAUCAAGGCUUGCUAGUCCAUUCCAAACCCUUGGUUGGCCAAAAUCCACUAAUCAGCCACUGCUCAAAGGAACGAAAAAGCUUCUUCGUGUGGCCAACAUCAAGCUUUUAGGACCCUUCUCAGAUACACGAGAGGUAUUAUUCACAAUCCCUAUUCGGUACCCAUUAUUUUUUCCAAGCAUGCAUGAACGAAGAAGAUGAUGGAGGGCGGUUCCUUGGAUUGUUGGAUGACAUGCACAAAUCUCACAAUGGUUUUAGUUUUGUAUUUUUUUCUCCAGAUGUUGUGCGUAUUGUAGAUUCAUGGGUUGAUUUUGAAUCUUGAUAGUUGUUAUUGUUGAAUAUUCAACCGCAAAAAUACUUUACUUUCACUGAUCGAAGCAAACGUGCUGCUUAAGCACUUUCUGUUCUCAUGCAAUUUUUUUUAGUUUUAAGGAAAGAUUUAGGUGAAAAAAAACCUGCUUGUCCAACAUUGUCCAUAUAGGCUUAAAAAUAAAUAUGUUGUUUGAAAUGAUUGUUCUUUGCAAAAAUCAUCAUGCUUGUUAAUUUCAAAAAUCGUAUGCUUGGUUGCUUAAAAUGAUUGUUCUUUUCAAAAAUCAUUAUGCUAAUGUUUAUUUAUUCGAAAGGCUGUCUUUUUAAGGAUACUUAUAUUUAUUCAGAUAUAAUAAUUAUGCUAAUAUUUAUCUAAACCCACUAUUAGAUUUGCCGAUACAACUUGGUCACAGUAGACAAUUAGCAUGACAAUAUGUAGACAAAUUAGGUCUGCUCUUAGUGUUAUUAUAGGCAGAUGAAGACCUAUUUUCUUCAUUAAUUAAAUUGAACACUUGGAGUUAAGUUGAGUUGAAAAUAUUAAAGUAGGCAAUAAGUUAAACACUACCUGCAUAUGGUGUAUUUGGGUGGGAAAGCUCCAUCAGAAAUUGAAAACUGAAUAGACAUUAGAGGAGCUCAAAACUUUUUAUUUUUAUUUAUUUUUAUUUUUUUCAAUACUGUCUUCCUUUGGACAACCUCUAUAGACUCUAGUGGGCUAACUUUUCAUGAUGUUUUCAUAUAUAGAUAAGUGAUUCUAUACAUCAUGUGCACUUCAAUGUGCUUUUCAAUGAUUAUAACUGAGAUGAACCUAUGUUUAUCUAAGAAGGCACUUCUUUGAGAUGCAAUAUGCUCGAAAAUUAACAAUUUAUGCCCCCUAUUACGUUGCUCAACGGACUGACCUAGCAUUCUCAACACAAUUAUCAAUGCAAAGUCUCUGUAUACAACAUCUGCAAGUCUUUGAAGAACACAAAAGAAAAGACAUACAGAGAAUUUUCACUGUCGCGUGAGACUUGAUCAAAAUCACGGGCUGAGUUUUGCUCGAGCCCACUGUUGCAUGAGACUUAAUCAAUGAUCAUGGGUUGAGAUUCACUCAAGCCCAUUGUCAAGCGCAGCUCGAGCAAAUGUACAUUUUGAUUUGGGGCAAUUUUGUACACUUGUUGAUAUUUUGGCCAUAACUUUGGCUAGGGUUAGUGAACGCAACAAGGCGCAUUGAUCUUCAUGGUGCAAGCCAUGGCAGUGCUACCCCACACAGCAUAGUGUGCAAUGAUACUCCUCCUUCGACUGUGCUACAGACUGCGAUGCUAGCAGCGUCUUCAUGGUUGUGCAUGCAACUGAGCUAGUCACAUUGAGGUGUUCGUCGCACCUCUAGGUGAAGCCGUCAUGGGCUACGGUCCUCCAUGAAAAAAGCUACUACUAUCCCUGGUGUCUAACAAUGAUUGCCGCAGCACCCUGGGCAGGCGCAAUGUCGUUGGCUACAUUGCUCUCAUGCGCAGCACUGUGCAUGACAAUGCUAGUUGAUGCACCACCCUCCACAGAGAGAUGCAACCGAGACGUGCACAGCAUCAUUGAAAAGCACUUCAGCCACCGUUAUUUCUUGUCCUACUAUAGUGCCACCAUUUGCAACAGAGCAUGUAGCUCUGCACGCGGCCCUACAAAUGGAUCUCCCCCUAGUAGAUCAACCUGCUGCACCACCACAAUGCAUGGCUCUACACGAGGUGCUCGCAUCAUUGUCGUACUCUCGAGGGUGCACCUUGCCCAGCAGCAAUUCCCUCACUGCAACACACCGUUUUGUGGCAUCGCGACAAUAUCUGGUCAUCUACCAAACCUCGUUCAAACCAUUGGGAUUACGAAGUUUUCCUAAGUUUUAGAGGUGCAGACACCCGUAAGAAUUUUACUGAUCACCUCUAUUCUGCCUUGAUGCGAACUGGAAUUCGGACAUUUUGCGAUGAUAAUGAGCUUCCAAGAGGGGAGAAUAUAUCCAAGGAACUAAUCAAUGUAAUCCAUGGGUCAAGGACUUCCCUUGUAAUUUUCUCCAAAGAUUAUGCCUCUUCUAGUUGGUGCCUUGAUGAGCUUGUUCAGAUCCUUCAUUGCAAAAGUACCAUGAACCACAUUUUUAUCCCAAUAUUUUACCACGUGAAUCCCUCUGAUAUGCGAAAGCAAACUGGGACUUUUGCGGAAACAUUUGAUAGACUUGAAGAGAGAUUUCAAGAAGAUAUGGAAAGGGUGCAACGAUGGAGAGCGGCUUUCACUGAAGCUGCGGAUUGUUCUGGCUACGACCUCCAGGGCGAUGCAAAUGGGUUUGAAGCAAGGUUCAUCGAGAAGAUUGUUGAACAAGUUUUGUAUAAAUUGAACCCCAUUUGCUUGGAUGUUGUCAAGCACCCAGUAGGAAUAGAUUUUCAUGUUGAAGAGAUGAAAACUUUAUUACAACUUGGAACAAGUACUACUACUGAACUUCUCAUCAUGGGUAUGUAUGGGAUGGGUGGAAUCGGUAAGACAACCUUAGCUAAAGCUGUCUAUAACCAUAUAUGCAACGGGUUUGAAGGAAGCAGUUGUCUUUUAAAUGUUAGAGAAGUUUCAGAAAAAUCCAAUGGUCUAAUUCAGUUACAAGAACAACUUCUUUUUGAUAUCUUGAAAGUGAAAAUAUUGCCGAUCGGUAAUGUUGACAAAGGAAUCAGUUUGAUUAAACAAAGACUUCACCAAAAAAGAGUUCUUGUUGUUCUUGAUGAUGUGGAUCGACUCGAUCAAAUAUAUACGUUAGCCAAAAAUGGUGAAUGGUUUUUUGGUCCCGGAAGUAGAGUCAUUAUAACAACCAGAGAUGAACACUUGCUGGUUAAACUAGGAGUAAAUUACUCCUACAAAGUUGAAAAAAUGAAUCAUUCAGAUUCUCUUCAACUUUUUAGUUGGCAUGCCUUCAACAUGCCCCAUCCAGAAGAUGACUUUCGGGAGAUUUCCAUUGCUGCAGUGGAUUAUGCUGGUGGGCUUCCAUUAGCACUAGAAGUUUUAGGUUCUGAUUUGCGGGGAAGAAGCAUUACUAAAUGGAAAACUACAUUGGAAAAAUUUAGAAAGAGUCCAGAUGCCCAAAUUCAGGAAAUACUUGGAAUAAGUUUCAAAUCACUAGACCAUGCUACAAGGGAGGUGUUUCUAGAUAUUGCAUGUUUUUUUACAGGUGUCAACAUAGAAUACGUCUUCAAAAUACUAGAGGAAUGUGGAUUUUUUCCAGAUAUUGCUAUCAAUAUUCUCAUUCAAAAGUCUCUGGUGAAAAUUGAUUAUCCCAAUUUGAGUAUGCAUGAUCUUAUUCGAGAUAUGGGAAGGGAGAUUGUUCGUCAAGAGUCACGUCAUCCAGGAAUACGUAGUAGAUUGUGGUCUCACGAAGAUGUGUUGAAAGUACUAAAAAACCAUAUGGGAUCAGAAGUAGUGGAGGGCCUCAGCCUAAAUCCACCCAUACAUGAUCAAGACCAAGUCAUAUCUUUGGAAUCUGAAGCAUUUGCAAACAUGAAGAAUUUGAGAUUGCUUCAAAUCAAGGGUGUAAAAAAUUUAAAACUCAAAGGAUGCAUUGAGCAUCUUUCCAAAGAGCUAAGAUGGAUUUGCUGGCAUAACUGUCCCUUGAGAUUUCUUCCGCCAAGACUUUAUCUUGAAAAUCUUGUUGUGCUUGACAUGCAGUAUAGCAAAAUCAAACAAGUCUGGAAGUUGGAGAAUAAUGUACUUAGCAAGUUGAAAGUUCUAAAUCUCAGUUUUUGUGAAGAUCUCACCAAAUCACCGAACUUCUUACAAGUCCCAAAUCUAGAGGAACUAAUACUUGAAGGUUGCACAAGCUUAGUAGAGCUGCAUGACUCUAUUGGAUAUAUAAAAGGACUUGUUUUACUGAAUUUGAACGGAUGCACUAGCCUUAUGAGUCUUCCGAAAAGCAUUUCUAACUUAAAAUCUCUCAAAAUUUUUCACAUGGGUCGCUGCUUCAAUAUGCGGAACUUCACAGACAGAACUACUAUUAUCGUACCAAAUAGAUCUUGGAAUCUCGGAAAUUUCCUAAGGGUUUCCCUUCAUCUUUUUAGGUCUUUGGUAAAAAUAGGUCUCAGUAACAGCAAUUUAUUGGAAGGUGACUUUCCCAUUGAUUUUGGGGGCUUAUCUUUACUCCAAGAUUUGGAUUUAUCUGUCAACAAUUUUCGUGAUCUCCCUCAUAGCAUCUGUCACCUUCCCAAAUUAGCCCGUUUAAAUUUAGCUGAGUCUAGAUCCAUUCGGUCAAUUUCAACUCUCCCUACAAAUUUACGGAUCUUAUUUGCAUUUGGCUGCGAAUCACUAGAAAGAAUCUCAAUUUCGGAGUCCCGAUUGGAUGCACUUGUGCUUGCGGGCAGCUACAAACUAGUUGACAUUCAAGGCUUUGAGAAUUUGGCAUUUACAAAAGCGGUUAGCCUGGAAGGAUGCCUGGAACAAGAAGAAGAAAUUGAUUUUGUGAAGAGUCUUCUCGAGCUCCAGAAAUGGAAGUGGCCGUAUAUGAUUGAGAGGCGUCAGAUAUACUUGUAUGGUGACGAGAUUCCAAAUUGGUUCAGUCAUAAGAGAAUAGGGUCUUCCAUUUCCUUUCAUAUACCUUCACUUUCAGAUCAAGACAGAAUGAUUAAAGGAUUAGUAUUUGGAGUUGUUUGUAGAAAUAAGGACAAUCUGCAUGCGUGGCACGGUGAAAUUAGCGUGGUAUUCCAUAAUAAAACAAAAGGCCACAGACAAGUUAUUCAUCGAUUAUUCUAUUACAAGCCGAUAGGGUCUGUGAAUCAUUUAGUUUUGCUUCAGGUGGGAUUGGGUGGAGGUAGUAAAAUCCCAUAUGGUCAGGAGAUGACAAAUGGCGAGGAAAUCGAGGUGUCCUUCGAGUUCGAGUGUUCACAGGCUCUAGAGUACGUUGGAGUGAAGGAGUGUGGAGUUCAUCUCAUCAUUCAGCGUGAGGAGGAGGCCGGUUCAAUGGUCAUGUACAGUGAAAAGAAAAAGAAAAUGAUGGAAGAUGAUUUGAUGCUGGACACUCCUGUUACAAAGCUAACAAGACACAGACCUCAUAAUCCACCGAAGGUCUGGGAAUAUGAUGGGAUCGUUCCUUUCGUGUCCUAUAUAGAACGUAACACAAGUACUUUUGCUCUUCUCCACUCUCUCGGGUAAUUAUUUAUGUCCUAUAGUAAAUAGUGAUUGGGCUUGGAUUUAUUGGGCCGACUGUUACUCUAUGACGGAAAGCUAAUUUUAAGUUAAUUUUAAAAUAAAAAUAAUAUUAAAAAAAUUAGAUUUAAAUAAUUUUUUAACUUUGUAAUAUUUUUAAUAUUCAACAUUUUCUCUUUCAUUUUUCAAAAUUUAAUAAAAUAUUUUAACUUAAAUUAUUUUACCUACUAUUUAUCUAUAAAUAUUGAGAUACUUCAAAUGUCAAAACGAGCUUUUAGUAUGUGCUUAAAAGUAUUUCAAAGGGCUUUUACUAUAGGUGCGAAGCGACAUAUUCGAUACAAGGUUAGGACAUAUAAGUCUCUCAUAAAUCAUUUUAGAAAGGGUGAAAUUUUUCUCAGAUUGCUCUUGCUUUUUGUUCAAAAAAUUUGCACAAAACUUACAUGUAGAAGAAAUUGUCAGCAAUGUUCCAAGAAGUCAACUAUGUAUACUAAGGAAAUGGAGGAGGACAUCAUGGGAUAUAAUCCUCCACACCAAUAGACUAGUUGUUGUGUUUAUUUGUACAUGGUUAAUUUGCUGCAAACUAUUUUAGAAUUGUAAUAUAAUUUUAGCUUUCCUUGUAUAAGUCCACCGAGGCUACUCUGUAACAUUGUUAUAUAUGGAAUACAAUACACCUCUCUAUCUCAUCUUGUGAGAUAGAAUUUCUAAAAA
Molecule: messenger RNA, 10608 nt
Organism: Carya illinoinensis
Lineage: Eukaryota; Viridiplantae; Streptophyta; Magnoliopsida; Fagales; Juglandaceae
Product: disease resistance protein RUN1-like
Exons: 7
Coding region: 6688-9906 (1072 amino acids)
Biological process (GO): signal transduction; defense response
Molecular function (GO): protein binding; ADP binding
Source: RefSeq, a predicted model, not a curated record